AUGGGUCGAACAGGAGCCAAGGUCAAGAAGGGUGGCCUGGGUAAUGCCCUCAUCCGAACACAGUCAAAGACAUCGUCUAUCAGUACAAGAGAUGUGGCGUCCAGUGCUGGUAAGCACGUAUCUGAACGCGACGGUGGUGAUGCAACGGUUGCCCUUGCUUCGUACCUUGAAGGUUCUUCCUUGGACGACUUCCUCGCUAGUGCUGUGCUUGCCAAUCGUGAAUUCACAGCCGUGAAAGAAAGCAUCUUACUUAUCGACGGGGCGGAUGCGGGUCCGCAAGUAGUUGAAAAAGAUUCAAAUGUGAUACCAGAGAUGACAUUUGCGGAGAUGAAGGUGCCUCGUCGUCCCCAGUGGGACAAGUCGACCACAGCUGAAGAGCUUAAUCGUCUGGAAAAGGAGACAUUUAUGGAAUGGCGUCGCAAUAUCGCCAUGCUGGAAGCAUCUUCCGAUCAUCAAGAGGUAACCCCUUUUGAAAAAAAUCUGGAAGUGUGGCGUCAGCUGUGGCACGUUCGCGAGCGAAGUGAUGUCAUAGUACAGAUUGUGGAUGCUCGCAACCCACUCUUUUACCGUUCGACAGACUUAGAUGCUUACGCAAAGGAAGGUGAGAUGCCUCGGCGUACACUGUUGAUCGUGAAUAAGUCAGACUUUUUAAAUGAGCCUCAACGAAUCGCAUGGGGAGACUAUUUUACGAAGGAAAAUAUUGAAUUUGUUUUUUUUUCGGCUAAGGAAGCCCAGAAUGAGAUCGAUAAAGAGGCGAGAAAGCUGCGUCAGGAACAAGGAGAUGUUAGAAAUUGCGACCAGUUCGAUAACACUGAGCGUGCGGAUGCCCCACACACUACGAUAAAAAGAGAUGUGGCUGAUAGCAAAGGUUCCAAGAAGUACCCAGAGCUUUCUCGCGUUGAACUGCUUGAAUACUUUACGAAUAUCGCCAGGGUAGUGUUACAUGAGGUAGGCGUGCGAGUGAAGGAUAAAGGUCUUAUCAAAUUCGGACUGGUGGGCUUUCCUAACGUUGGAAAAAGCUCAGUGAUCAAUGCGCUGCUGGGUGCGUCCACCUACUUGCACAAGACGCAGCGUGUUGCAGUAGGGGCAACUCCUGGCAAAACCAAGCAUUUUCAGACAAUGAUACUGUCAGACCAGAUCAUGCUGUGUGAUUGUCCAGGUCUCGUGUUUCCAAGCUUUGUGAACUCAAAAGCUGAAAUGUAUUGCUGCGGUGUACUCCCCAUCUCGCAAUUACGCGACCAUAUUUCCCCAUGCCAGCUCUUAUGCCGUCGAAUACCAAAGCAAAUAUUUGAGCGAACGUACGGAAUCAAAAUAGUUGUUUCACGAACGGCGAAGGAUACCGAUCCGGUUGGCAUUUAUGCACUUCUGGAGGCCUACGCCCGCAAUCGUGGUUACACAACAACCGGUAAGGGUGGCCCCGAUACGUCCCGUGCAGCCCGCGACAUCUUGCGGCACUACGUGAAUGGUCGACUUUUGUAUUGUCAUCCUCCGCCGGACGUCUCAGAUCCCGCCAUCUUUGACAUCCACGAGCUUGCCAAAAAUCAGUUUCCUGACUUUCAGCAUCAACAAGAUCCAGAGAUUACUAUAGAUAACAGAACCAAGAAACUCGUAUCAUCGUUGGACGUGGAGCAGGACUUUGACACUACUGUUGAAGACAAGCGCGCGCUGAGCAAGCGUCUGAAGAAUCAUGGCCGUAAAGGACGCAAGGGUCGUGACAAGAAUCCAUAUGAAGACUCAGACUUUCCGAACGGCAGUGUUGGUGUCCACAUAAAUCUGGGUGGCAAGAAGAAAAAUCGCAGACCGUAA
Plasmopara halstedii is the source of this 1806-nucleotide messenger RNA. Its product is annotated as large subunit gtpase 1. The coding region runs from base 1 to 1806 and encodes 601 amino acids. Gene Ontology annotation, molecular function: GTPase activity; GTP binding. The record is from RefSeq and is a predicted model, not a curated record. The transcript is spliced from 9 exons. Gene Ontology annotation, cellular component: cytosol. Lineage: Eukaryota; Oomycota; Peronosporomycetes; Peronosporales; Peronosporaceae.